CAUAGCCUGCCUCAUCUCCCUUACGGGUCAACUAGGUAAAAUGGUGUUCUCCAUCACCCGGAAAUCUACCGGAUUCGUCACCCCUGCUGAGCCGACCCCGACUGAGAUCCUUCCACUAUCCGCCAUUGAUCGCAUCGAGGGUCUGCGCUACUUGGUGCGAUCGGUUCAUGUGUUCAAGAGCGGCGUGAGAGCGGCAGAAACUAUCAAGCAAGCUAUGUCGAAGGCCCUCGUAACUUAUUACCCUUUCGCUGGCCGGUUCAUCAAUGAUCCUGAAGAUGGUGAAGUGAAGUUAGCGUGUCGAGGCCAAGGCGUGUUGUUCGUUGAGGCUGUCGCUAACUGUAGUCUUGAGGAUGUGAGGUUUCUUGACUAUCCGCUGAUGAUCCCGCAGGAUGAUAUCUUUCCGGAGCUCUCGCAAGAUAUUAUUGAGUCAGUCGACAUUCCAUCCAUGAUGCAGGUAACUGAGUUCACAUGUGGUGGUUUCGUCAUCGGUCUCUUCUCAGUCCACACAAUGGCCGACGGCCUCGGAGUUGCUCAGUUCCUACACGCCAUUGGAGAGGUAGCCCGCGGGCUGCCAAAACUCACCCUUAACCCCAUAUGGGGGCGGGAUCUUCUUCCCAACCCAACCAAUCUCCGGCACUCCGGCCCUCCUCCUGUCAUCGACAACGACAAGCUUGAAUGCACAACCAUAGAUUUCUCAGCCGACAGCAUCCUAAAGCUGAAAACAGACUUCUUCCAUUCGACUGGGAAACACUGCUCCACCUUUGACGCCUCCGUUGCCAAGGUAUGGCAAUCUCGAACCCGUGCUAUUGGGUUCGAGCUCGAUGAGCCAGUUCACAUCUGCUUCUUUGCCAACAUUCGCCACCUUCUCUCCAAAAUUGUGCCACCAGAGGGAGGAUACUACGGCAACUGCUUCUACCCUAUAACAGUCUCCUCCACGGCAGGAAUAGUGUCGGAGUCAAACCUUGUGGACGUUGUGAGAAUCGUAAAGGAUGCAAAGAACGACCUCCCAAAGGCGUUUGCAAAAUGGGCCAUUGGGGACUUUAAGGAGGAUCCUUUUCAACUAACCUUCAGGUACAAUUCUCUGUUCGUGUCGGACUGGACAAGGUUGGGUUUUAGGGAGGUGGAUUAUGGGUGGGGAAAGCCGGUGAAUGUCAUUCCAUUUCCAUACUAUGAGUUCAUGGCGAUGGCGGUCAUUGGAACUCUACCGGUGCCGAAGCAGGGAGCAAGGAUCAUGACGCAGUGUGUUGAAAAAAAGCACUUUGACACAUUUCAGCACGAGAUGGGGAAAUUUAAUUGAAAGAGUUAACGGUGCUAACACACUGAAGUGAAAGUCAGAAUUGCAGUACUGGUUGCAAUUGCACGAUUAGGACUUGUUCUAUUAUGUUUUUUUUUUUUUUUUUUCUUUUUUCCUUUUUGGUGUUUUUUCUGUUUGUUAACCCUUAGUGAUUGCCCAAGUAUUGUUUUAUGUGUGGAAACACGUUGUAAUUAAGUGACAAAAUGCUAUGUUUUUCUUUGAAGGCCAAUUCAGUUACCUUUGAUGGUGUGC
Molecule: messenger RNA, 1546 nt
Organism: Phalaenopsis equestris
Lineage: Eukaryota; Viridiplantae; Streptophyta; Magnoliopsida; Asparagales; Orchidaceae
Product: acyl transferase 5-like
Exons: 2
Coding region: 41-1297 (418 amino acids)
Source: RefSeq, a predicted model, not a curated record